UGUCAUCAUGGCGACGCGGGGCCAUGUGCAGGACCCUAACGACAGGCGCCUCCGGCCCAUUUACGAUUAUCUUGAUAAUGGUAAUAAUAAAAUGGCAAUUCAGCAAGCAGAUAAAUUGUUGAAAAAGCAUAAGGAUCUUCAUUGUGCUAAGGUUUUAAAGGCAAUUGGUUUACAGAGAACUGGAAAGCAAGAGGAAGCCUUCACCUUGGCACAGGAGGUGGCAGCCCUUGAACCCACAGACGACAACUCGCUGCAGGCACUGACCAUUCUUUACCGGGAGAUGCAUCGACCGGAGUUAGUCACAAAACUUUAUGAGGCAGCUGUGAAGAAAGUUCCCAAUAGUGAGGAAUAUCACUCUCACCUCUUCAUGGCCUAUGCCAGAGUGGGCGAAUACAAGAAAAUGCAACAGGCUGGCAUGGCUCUAUAUAAGAUUGUCCCCAAAAACCCUUACUACUUUUGGUCUGUGAUGAGCUUAAUAAUGCAAUCUAUAGCAGCGCAGGAUGAAAACCUCUCAAAAACGAUGUUUCUGCCCCUUGCUGAGAGAAUGGUAGAAAAAAUGGUAAAAGAGGACAAGAUAGAAGCAGAGGCUGAAGUUGAACUUUAUUAUAUGAUCCUAGAACGUUUGGGAAAGUACCAGGAAGCCUUGGAUGUCAUCAGAGGAAAAUUAGGAGAGAAGUUAACAAGUGAGAUUCAGAGUCGGGAAAAUAAAUGCAUGGCUAUGUACAAGAAGCUGAGCAGGUGGCCAGAGUGCAAUGCCCUUUCUCGGCGCCUCUUACUGAAAAACUCAGAUGACUGGCAGUUCUAUCUGACUUAUUUCGAUUCUGUCUUUCGACUGAUUGAAGAAGCCUGGACUCCUCCUGCUGAAGGUGAACACUCUUUAGAAGGAGAAGUGCAUUAUUCUGCAGAAGAGGCUGUGAGAUUUAUAGAAGAUCGGAUAACAGAAGAAUCUAAAAGUUCUCGCCAUCUCCGAGGACCAUAUCUAGCUAAACUGGAGCUGAUUAGACGUUUACGACGUCAAGGUUUUAAUGAUGAGUACAAACUGGGUGAUCCAGAAGAAUUAAUGUUCCAGUAUUUUAAAAAGUUUGGGGAUAAACCUUGUUGUUUCACAGACCUCAAGGUGUUUGUUGACCUCUUGCCUGCUACACAGUGUACAAAAUUUAUUAAUCAGUUACUUGGAGUUGUUCCUUUGUCAACACCAACAGAGGAUAAGCUGGCACUGCCUGCUGACAUCAGAGCUCUGCAGCAACAUUUGUGUGUGGUGCAGCUGACGAGGUUACUUGGCUUGUACCACAUGAUGGAUAAAAAUCAGAAAUUGAGUGUGGUCAGAGAAUUGAUGUUAAGGUACCAGCAUGGACUGGAAUUUGGGAAAUCCUGUUUGAAAACCGAAUUGCAAUUUUCAGACUAUUACUGUCUCCUUGCUGUCCAUGUGCUUAUUGAUAUAUGGAGAGAAACAGGUGAUGAGACCGCUGUGUGGCAGGCCCUGACUUUGCUGGAAGAGGGACUAACUCACAGCCCUUCCAAUGCUCAAUUCAAAUUGCUGCUUGUUCGAAUCUACUGUAUGCUGGGGGCAUUUGAACCGGUGGUGGAUCUGUAUUCCAGCCUUGAUGCUAAGCAUAUCCAGCAUGACACCAUUGGUUAUCUUUUGACCCGAUACGCCGAAUCCCUAGGUCAGUAUGCUGCUGCAUCCCAGUCCUGUAACUUCGCGCUCAGGUUUUUCCACUCCAACCAGAAAGAUACCUCAGAAUAUAUUAUUCAAGCUUACAAAUAUGGUGCAUUUGAGAAGAUCCCAGAGUUUAUCGCUUUUAGGAACAGGCUGAAUAAUUCUCUUCAUUUUGCACAAGUCCGUACUGAACGGAUGUUGUUAGACCUUCUACUUGAAGCAAAUGUAUCAACCAGCUUAGCAGAAAGUAUAAAGUCAAUGAAUCUUCGGCCAGAAGAAGAUGACAUUCCAUGGGAAGCCUUGCGAGACAACAGAGACUUAAAUGUUUUCUUUAGCUGGGAUCCAAAAGACAGGGAUGUUUCUGAAGAACAUAAGAAACUUUCCUUGGAGGAGGAGACAAUGUGGUUAAGAAUCCGUUCCUUAACCUUGAGGCUGAUCAGUGGACUUCCAAGUCUUAACCAUUCUGUUGGGCUAGAGAACUCAGAGAAGACCACUGAGAAUGGAGUAUCCUCCCGGAUUGAUAUUUUCCGUUUGCUCCUUCAACAUCUGGAGGUGGCCCUGGAGAUGGGAAAGCGAUUUAUUGAGAAGGACAUUCAGUAUCCUUUCCUUGGUCCUGUACCUACCAGAAUGGCUGGAUUCUUUAAUUCUGGCUGUUCUCAGUGUCAGACCAGCUCUUUUUAUCUUGUUAGUGAUAUUUAUGAGCUGGACAUCAAUGGUUUAGAGGAUACAAUGGAGAUCCAGGAGCGAGUAGAGAAUAGUCUUAAGUCUUUACUAGAACAGUUAAAAGAUGUCUUCAGUAAAUGUAAAGGUGAUCUCUUAGAAGUUAAAGAUGGUAACUUGAAAACACAUCCUACUCUUUUAGAAAAUCUAGUCUUCUUGGUUGAGACUAUUUCUAUUAUCCUUUGGGUGUCCAGUUACUGUGAGAGUGUCCUGCGACCAUACAAAUUAAAUUUACAGAAAAAGAAGAAGAAGAAAAAAGAAACGAGCAUCAUCAUGCCACCUGUCUUUACCAGUUUCCAAGACUAUGUUACUGGGCUUCAGACUUUAAUUUCGAAUGUUGUGGAUCAUAUUAAAGGACUUGAAACACAUCUAAUUGCACUUAAACUUGAAGAACUUAUUUUAGAAGACACUUCCCUCUCACUGGAAGAGAGAAAAUUUUCAAAGACUGUACAAGGGAAGGUGCAGAGCAGUUACCUGCACUCACUUCUGGAAAUUGGGGAGCUGCUGAAAAAAAGACUUGAGACUACAAAGAAACUAAAAAUUUAAGUUAGUGUGAACCACAAGCACUGAGGACUCUGCGACAGAAUAGGACGUCAUCUUCCCAGGCAAAAGCUACAUCUGAUUGACCAUCAUUUUAAUCCAGAACUUCCUCAUAAAAUGCAUGAAGGACUUUGAUCGUGAAUUAAUUUUUUAGGUAUUAAAUGUAUACAACUGAUUAAAUUAUUGUAUAUAAACCAGAAGCAGGACCCUCGUCUGGGUUUGACCACUUUUUAUACAUGUUCAUAUGCAUAUGGCAGCCACAAGAGAACCCCACUCUUCUUCUUCCCUUCUAUCACCAGAAACAUCUGGUGGGGUGGGGGGAAAGCAGCAAUAGAAAUUAAGCAUAAAGCAUCGACCUCAGAGCAGCUGAAUGGCCCUACCAUUAUAGCAGUGUGUGUUUUGAUCUGGUCCUUUAGCCUUAGGAAGCAGAAAGCAGAAGAAGAGGGGGACCAUGAUUGGGAGCAGGCCCUCUUUCCACAUUAGCAGUUUAGUUUUGAGGCUUCCUCAAAUGCUUGGCUCCCACAGAACCCAAGGCAGGUACCCAAAGGACCUCAGAUGAAAUUUGGCAUAAGCACCUGCCACUGAAGGACAUCACUUAGAUGCCUACAGGCUGUUGUUUUUCAGCUUAAUAAUCCCAAUGGCCGAGACAUCCCCAUCCUAGCUCCUGUGAGAGUUAAAUCAGAAGUAGCCUUCUGUUACCUUACAGCUGUUUGGAGGGGAAAGUAGUGCAGACCACAUAUAAGCCUGCUGAGGACUAGCUUGCUGUUUUCCGUCUAUUUGGGAAAGGGGAAUCACUGUUUUAAAGAAGAGAGGUGUACAUAAUUUAUGCAGGCAAGUCUAAUACCAGUGUCAUUGGUUUUGUGAGCUAUAUAUAUAUGUAUAUGCUUUUACAUAUAUACGUAUAUUUUCAACCAUAUAUACAUGUAUAUGUAAAUGUAUAUACACGUAUAUAUGCUUGAAAGUAAGAUUUAAUGCUUUAGCGUUUUUUAAGUGGGAGGUUUGGGAAGGAAGAAAGGAAGGAAUGUAUAUUAAUAUGGAUUUAACCUAGGUUUUAAGAUUUAGGCAGGCAAAAGAAAUGUUAUCAGUUGGGCUGAGGUUCAGUUUACUUUUUUCAAACUUGAGAAUUAUUACCAGGAUGGUGUUUACGUUGUUCAUCUGGAGCUCCCCAAGACUAUGGCUUCAGAGGUUGGUUUGACAGAAAAGAUAAACAUUGCUCUUGAAAAUGUUACACAUUUUAUACAACUGCUUUGGUAACUUUUUUGUGUUUGAAUCUGUGCCUCUGUUUUUGGUCUUUGUUACCCAAAUACCGUUAAAGUUAGUAAUUCUGAAAAGCAAAGAAAUGAAUUUGAUGAGGAAAUUCAAGUAUCUGAUGGAGGAUUGGUCUUGAAGACCUUCAAGGUUCUUUCCAACUCACUUCUCCAGUGAAAUGUGAUACUUUUUUCUUUUAAAAGCAACCAAAAAAGAGCUUGGAAAAUCUCUGUAUGCAAAGCAAUUGCAUUUUGUCCCUAUCAUUUUGACUUUCUUAGAUUCACAAUUUGGUAGGGUGAUUAAUAACUGUCUUAACUUGUAGGGAAACUUUUUUGAAAAUUACUGAAUUACCUGGUCAAAAUAAGACUUGUUGGAAAUCCUAGUCUAUCCAGUAAUUUAAAAAAAAACAGUUUUGAUGUUAAUUGGUAGCCACAACUGUCAUACCCCAUCCCGAAAGAAAAGAACUGCCUUGAACAAGAUGAAUUAAAAAUUCUGAUUGAGGGCUUCCCUGGUGGCGCAGUGGUUGAGAGUCCGCCUGCCGAUGCAGGGGACAUGGGAUCGUGCCCCGGUCUGGGAGGAUCCCACAUGCCGCGGAGCGGCUGGGCCCGUGAGCCAUGGCCGCUGAGCCUGCGCGUCCAGAGCCUGUGCUCCGCAACGGGAGAGGCCACAACAGUGAGGGGCCCGCGUACCGCAAAAAAAAAAAAAAAAAAAAAAAAAAAAAAAAAAAAAAUUCUGAUUGAUUCUGAAUCUAACUUAAUAACAUCAUAAUUUCAUAAAACUAUGGUCUAUUUAGAUGGAACUUUGUGUAUGGGUUUGGAGGUAUGUGUGUAUGGCAUGUGUUCUUGAAAUGAUAUUUCUUUGAAUAUCCAAAAAUACUAUACAUAGAAAUAGAAAUGUUCUUUGAAACAAGUCUAUUAACUGACCGUGAUCAUUCUAGCAUAUGUGUGCUCAGUGGGCUGGCCUUGGUCCUCAGGGACAGUGUGUGACUCCAGUGGUCUACCUACCUAGUCUCUUGCCUAGGGGCAUCUGGGUCCUCUACUGGUUUUAGUGACAGGUAAUGUUACGUUGGGGUUAUGCUUCCUUUGUUACAUGUUGAUUUCCCUACUAAAUGUAGCAUUUCAAUUAGAUCCAACCUCUUACAUUUUGAGGUAAUUGUAAAAAGAAUGAAAUUAUGCAGAAAUGGCCAAUAUCUUUUAUUGAUCUGUUCUUUUGGAAAUUGUCAUGCACUAUAAAUUGUGUACAGUUAAAAAAUAUAUAUAUAUAUACACAUAUAUUCUUACAUGAGUAAAAAGCACCCUCUCCAGCAAUUGUAUGUAAUUGGUAUUUGAAGAGAAUUCCCAAAUAACUCAUUGCUGCUGCUGCUGCUGUUUUUAGUUUGUGUGGGUUUUUUGUUUUGUUUUUGUGUGGAAAAUUGAUAUUUAAAAAAAAAAAAAGGAAAGGAGAAAAAACACGACUACUGUUUACAGACUGAAAAAUUACUGCUUUUUAUACUACUGAGAUCCUAAGACUCUCCAAAGCAAACAUUUGGUUUAAAUCAUUUAUCUGAUGUGGAUAAAAGGUAGAGAACUUUUUAGUGUUCUCCACAUAAUGGAAAAUGUACAAAUGCCUAGCUGUGUUGCCCAUCAAUUUUGUAUAUUUUCAUAAUUUUAAUUGUUCAAAAUUGCAUUAUAUUUUGCAAUCACUAUGUUCAAUCUGGAUUUGUCUUUCAUUCUAACUUUUAAUAUAAAAAG
This is a messenger RNA of Mesoplodon densirostris (Blainville's beaked whale), 5898 nucleotides long. It is a transcript of the gene NAA25, whose product is annotated as N-alpha-acetyltransferase 25, NatB auxiliary subunit. Gene Ontology annotation, cellular component: cytoplasm; NatB complex. Gene Ontology annotation, biological process: N-terminal peptidyl-methionine acetylation. NCBI's taxonomy places the organism in Eukaryota, Metazoa, Chordata, Mammalia, Artiodactyla, Ziphiidae. The record is from RefSeq and is a predicted model, not a curated record. Gene Ontology annotation, molecular function: protein-N-terminal amino-acid acetyltransferase activity; protein binding. The coding region runs from base 8 to 2926 and encodes 972 amino acids. The transcript is spliced from 24 exons.